AUGCAAAAAUCAGAACCGUUAGUGCAUGUAAUGUAUACUGAAUUGCACAAUCUCUUAUGUACUUUAGUUGGCAGAAUUUGUAAAACUGAAUACAUUCCAAAGUCAUUUUUUAAUAUUAAGGUUGAUGAUCUAUUGACAGUUGAAAAAAUGAUAGCGGUUAAAGAUAUUGUUGUCAAUAACUUAAUACAAGAAGAAUUUAAAGAGAAAAAAAUGGUCGGUAAAGAUAUAUUGUUCUUUUUGAAGAAUGUACAACAGCACUAUAUUGCUGCAUUUAAGCAUGUACUUGAAACAUCACCCAUACAAAACUCUUUUUUGAAGCAUUUACAAUGUUUGGGACCCUUGGAGCGUCUUAAAAGUCGUUCUUGUAACAGCAUAUUAAAACUGAGUAACGAUUUGCCAUUUGAUGUUGAUGAUGACAUUUUACUUGAUGAAUGGAAGUUGUUGCAACUAGAUAAAGAUGAGAAAGAAAGUGAUCUUAAUAGAAUUGAUAUUUAUUGGAAACAAUUCUUUGAAAAAAAAAAUAGUACAAACAAUUUGAAGUAUCCUAAUGUAACUAAAAUAGUGAAGUCAUGUCUUUCCUUGGUACACGGUAGUGCAGACGUUGAAAGAAACUUCUCAAUAUCUGGGAAAAUGUUAACGGAUGAACGUGCUUGUAUGAAUGAAAGAACUCUUAAUGCAUUGUUGGUUACAAAAGAUAGUUUAAAGCAUUAUCAAAAUAAACCAGAAUUGGUGUUGAUGACUAAAAAACUUAUAACCAUGGCAAAAGGAGCACAUAAACAUUACCAAAAUUAUUUAGAAGAGCAGAAACUAAUAAAACAUCAAAAAAAUGAAAAUAAAAAAAUAGAGGUACAGAUUAUGAAACAGUUAGAAGAAACUCAAAAUAAAGUUAAAGAAAACCAACAAGAAAUACAAGAAAAAGAAAAAUUACUGAAAAUUGCAAGAGAAAAAGAAACCCAGAAACGAGGCGUUGCUAAUAAACUAUUUGAAGAAGCCAAUAAACGACUAAAAAAGGCCAUUCUUGAGAAUAAUAUCCAAGAAGCUGAGUUAGCUCAUGCUAUGCUAGAAGGGGUGAAUACAGUAAAAAAAGAAGAACAACAAAAGAAAAAAACAGCUGAUGCCCUUCAAAUACAAUUGGAAAAAAAGAAGGCAUCUUUGAUACAACAUUUGUCAGGUGCAAAAUAA
Macrosiphum euphorbiae (potato aphid) is the source of this 1182-nucleotide messenger RNA. The record is from the annotation of a GenBank genome assembly. Lineage: Eukaryota; Metazoa; Arthropoda; Insecta; Hemiptera; Aphididae.